This is a messenger RNA of Penicillium salamii, 2196 nucleotides long. The record is from the annotation of a GenBank genome assembly. NCBI's taxonomy places the organism in Eukaryota, Fungi, Ascomycota, Eurotiomycetes, Eurotiales, Aspergillaceae.
AUGAUGAAAUCUUCCAAGUCUCGCCGCGGUGGCACCGGUGGUAGUGAUCGCGGGGGCAUUCGCAAGCGGGGUGCUACUCGCACUGACCGAGAUGGAGAUAUGGACAUGGAUGCCGCUACCUCUCGGGCCAGGAGGAACCGUACCGAAGCUAGUCGUGCCGCUUUGGGUGGUCGCAUCUCAAGUGGAGGAGCCGGUGGCAGAGCCGCAGGCAGUGGCAGUCGAACUCAGGCUCAGGCCCACAACCGGAACGUCGACUUGAUCCAGCGCGCAAUCGCUAGCACCGAUCCGCAAGCGAACUUCCGUCAAAACAGGAGAGAUGGCGGCAAGAACAAGGGCAACCUUGACACCUUCUGUGUCCGUGGAUGGAAAAGCAGUAAGGCUGCAAGCAACAAGGACCAGGGCCGUGAGGCUCUUGUCGCCUUCCUCGAACGACGCAUGAACUCCUCCAUCAAAAACGGACCCCGCAUCAGAAUCACUCAGGUAAGUCCCACAGUCGCAACGGUCACCUUGCAUGCAUCUCGGCGCCUUCCAUUUUCGUGUCUCUUCGUUCUCGGGCGUGGACCCUUUCUCGAUGAUGAUCAACAUAUUUUGGGGCAUUUUGGAGCUUUGCGCAUGCACGAAAAGAAAGGUCCUGAUACCCUGCUUGUAUCGAUUCACCAUGACCUGGCUGAUAAGAUGCUUCGAAUCAACGGAAAUGUCUUCGCCGGCGUCAAAAUCACUGUUGACCCAUACAAUGCGGAUGACGCACUUGCAAGCGAACUAGCACCAGCGGACGGUGCUCCUGGCUCCACUGCCGAUACCAAAACCAAGAUGCUUGCCAUCCUCGAUAAGCGAUACUUCGCUGAAAACAAGCUUCUUGACAUGUCGGAUUUGGCAGGCGACCUCGAUCUGCAGGAGAUGGGAAUCUUCAACUCCACCUCCACCGAAUCAAAGUUCUUCCCCGCCCUCAUGAAAGUCUGGGAGACACGUUACGAUAGCUCUGCAGCUCGGCGUGAAGCAGUGGAAAGCGCCAGCUUGGCAAACAACAACCUCAGCAACAUCAGUGUCGUGACUACUCUUGCUCAAGCCGUCCCCGAUAUCAAGAACUUGGACCUCUCAAACAACAAGUUCAAGGAUGCGCAGGCAAUUAUUGGAUGGCGGUGGAAGUUCCGCAACCUCGUUUUCCUCGACUUGACUGGAAACGACUUUUCCACCCUUCCUAACUUCAAGGACACCAUGCUCAAGUGGUAUCCCAAGCUACAAAUCUUGAAUAACGUUCAGGUGCGCACUGCAGAGGAGGUCGCACUUCAGAAAAAGACUCCGAUUCCAGUCCAACCCCCUCACUUCCACGAUGAAUCGCAAAUUGGCGAGAACUUCGUCCGUGCCUAUUUUGUUGGCUACGACAAUGAUCGCAACGCCUUAAUUCCCAACGUCUACGACAACGAAUCUACCUUUUCUCUCAAUAUCAACACAGUGUCUCCAAGAUCCAUGAAUUCCGAGGCAGUUGGUUGGAGUGAUUACAUCAAAAAGAGUCGAAACCUCGACAAGAUCAGCCAUCUCCCUGCACGCAUGUCACGCACCUACAAGGGCAUUGACAGGAUUCGCGAGAUUUUCAACGAUCUCCCACCUACUCGUCACCCCGAUUUGACCACCAAGGCUGAUCAAUGGCUGAUUGAAUGUUACCCACUCCCUGGUCUUCCCGACCCCUCUGGACAGAGCCCCUUCGGUGUUGGUGGUCUCUCGCUCACAGUGCACGGUCAGAUGGAAGAGAGCGUUGCUGGCAAACUUGAACUUCGCAGCUUCGACCGAACCUUCAUCCUUGGGCCUGGAAACACACCCGGUGGCAUUCGAAUCAUCAGCGAUAUGCUCUGUCUUCGUGCUUACGGCGGACACGAUGGAUGGAUCCCUGAUUCUAUUGCACUUCCUCAAGUCGCUGCGCCUGCUCCCAAUGCACCUCCCGCCGAGGCGCCUGCAGCUGCCCCGGCUGCCCCCAAUCCUCCCGCCGGAUACGGUUUGCCUGGACCUGGAAAAUCUGACACUCAGGUCCAGCAAGAGCAAAUCGUUGCACAGAUGAGUGCCAAAUCCGGCAUGACUAUUCAAUAUUCAGAAAUGGCUCUUGUGAGCAACAAUUGGAAUGCCGAAGCUGCGUGGGGUAAUUUCGAACAGCUCAAGGCUUCUGGCACCUUGCCCCCAACCGCCUUUCUUACUCCCUCGUGA